This is a messenger RNA of Syngnathus typhle (broad-nosed pipefish), 3093 nucleotides long. RefSeq names its product homeobox and leucine zipper encoding a (gene homeza). Gene Ontology annotation, cellular component: nucleus. Gene Ontology annotation, molecular function: DNA-binding transcription factor activity, RNA polymerase II-specific; DNA binding. The coding region runs from base 549 to 2555 and encodes 668 amino acids. The transcript has 3 exons. The record is from RefSeq and is a predicted model, not a curated record. NCBI's taxonomy places the organism in Eukaryota, Metazoa, Chordata, Actinopteri, Syngnathiformes, Syngnathidae. Gene Ontology annotation, biological process: regulation of transcription by RNA polymerase II.
CGAGGCCGUGACAGUCAGUUGGGCCUGGUUGGGCUUCCUGGUCCGCAGCUCCGCCUCGCCUCGAUCUGGCCGGACAGUGGAAACACUUCUCAACAGAACAAAAGCGGCCGCGGACCAAGCAGCGAUCGCGACCGAACACCAGCUCUCAGUCGGGGGGAAAAGACGCCUAAAACGGGGGCAAGCGAGACUAAGUCCAAGGAAAGGGUGACAAACUUGGUCGCCGUCGCAUCUUGCCUUCCUUGGCCGUUAAUCCGACGAGGCGCUCGGUGAAAUAAGCCAAGGGUCAAGCCGCCAGACGGACGGACGAACGGACGGACGGGCAUUGUGUCCAGUCUUCUUCCAAACUUCGGCCAUUUAGAGCCGCCUCUUCAUUCAACGGAAACGGGACCCUUUUCAACUCGUUGUCCUUUCGCUCCGGGACAACGGAUUCUUUUGCGGCUUCUGCUCUGCUGUUUGCCUUCACGAAGCGGCUCUACUCGUCUUUGGAAACUUGAAGUGGAACAAAGCCUAAUAAGAAAAGGGUGAAACACCCGACUUGCAAGGCCCAGAUGGCGACCUUCGAUGAACAAAACGGCAGAGCGCACGUGGCCAAGAAGUUCUUGGAUAGCAAAACCACAAAGACUGUUUGUAAAGUAAAGCCAGAAGAUAAAGCCGCUGUUAAAGAUUUGCAUCUUCCUGCCAGGUCCCCCGAAAGCAACCCAGGCUCCGCGUCCAGUUUCACCACCAACCACAACGCUGUUGUGUGCUUGCCUCUUGUCUCAGAAGAACUGAAAUUGGUGUGGACACAUUCGGAUCAAACCCGCGAACUGGACUCCAUUCCAGAGCUCGUCCAAGCCUUUAACUUGUUUCCAUACCCGUCGUCACUCGAGGUCAACGCCCUCGCCCGGCUUUGCUCUUUGCCCUUGGACAAAGUGAAGGUUUGGUUUAUGGUACAGAGGAUCAAAUACGGGAUCAGUUGGUCAUCAGAGGAGAUAGAGGAGACGCGGCGGAAACUAUCAGUGCCAUAUUCUUUUGAUGACUCCGCUGAACCGAGCGAGGAAGCCAAAGUCAUCGAGGAGAAAGAUUCUGUCGCCGAACCUGUUUUGCCUAUUGUGUCUCCUCCGAAGAAGAAACCAAAAUGUGAAUCACCAGAUUCUUACAAACCAACCAAAUCCACUUCCCCGUGUUUCAGUUCCACAUUACCGCCGCCUCAGGAUUCCUACUUCUACCGCCCACCAAGUGACAUACCAUCAAGUGCUAAUGCGGUGGCUGCCAUCGCCGCCGCUGCUGCCGCCGCCGCUCCUGCCGCCGCCGCUCCUGCUGAGGUGUCCUUAGACCUUUCGGGCUCCUCUCCACAACAACACCGCCACGGACGCUACAAAAAGUCUAAAGCUCAGCUUGCUGCCCUUCGCAAGAGUUUUUUGAGAGAGAACUGGCCUGCAGAGGUGGAGCUUAGGCGCUUGCAGGAGGAGACCGGUUUGAGCCGCAACGACAUCCGAAAAUGGUUCAGCGACAGCCGUUACCAGCUUAGAGUCGGACGAGGAAGUCUGGCAGCGGCCCAGGGCUUUUCGAGCCUCCCAGCUGUAGGAGGCAAACACGAACAACAAAGCGAACCUCUUUCGCUCACGACUCAAAAGAGUCGUCUUUUUAAUCCGGCGGGGAAAGGCCAGGAGGUAGCCCGAAGCAAUGUGAUAAGAAAUUCACAUUUCUUCCAGACUUUCUUGUCUCACAGCCUUGAGGCUUUCGGGGAACGGGACCUUGAGGCGGAGGGAUAUGAAGCCAUGGAAGAUCUGUCUGGUGAUGGAGACAGUCUAAAAGACGGGGAGCAAAGCGAAGACGAACCUUUACAGUUGGUCAAGCCCUGCAAGCUGGACCAACAGGCUCCUCCGCAGGAACCGCCUGACGCAUGCAAAUCCUCUCCCAGCUCCUCCCCCUCCGGAACGCCUCCACCUGAGGCGUCGCCGUACAAACUGCCCCCCGACAACAUCAGCAGCGCAUCAAAGAAGUCCGAGCACUCGGCCAGGGGCAAUAAUCUACUACACCUCUCGACAGCGUCCACAUCCCGGUCAUCUGGCGGCAGACCCAGGAAGACCAAGGAGCAGUUGGCUUUAUUGAAGCAGCACUUCCUACGCUGUCAGUGGCCCAAGAGUGACGAUUACACAGAACUUGUUAGGAUUACCGGUUUACCUCGAGCUGAUGUUAUCCAGUGGUUCGGGGACACCCGUUAUGCGGUUAAAAACGGCCAACUGCGAUGGGUUAAGGGCGUCCGUGACAAAUUCUUGGCAGAGCUGGCCGCCCAGCAAAGUAACGCCGCCUUACCUAAUGGCUCAGGAUUGUCUCCGCGGGUUGGAGGGAGCCGCAAACGAAAAGCUCAAGUGAAUGGAACCGGCGCGGGUUGCCCGAACGUCCAACCGUUGGUACGGUAUUUUCUCUCAACGGGCUCACUCAACGAAAAAGACCUUGACACAUUAUGCAAGAAAUCCAAAAUGAGUUACCAGCAAGUGCGAGACUGGUUUUCGGCUCAGGUUGUGGGCGAGGUUCACCAAGAACCUCUUGUUGCCGAUGAAAGCGGUUGAAGCCUACAAAAGGGCUCGUGUUGACUCAGUACUCGGAUAUCGUCUCUACCAGCAAGCUUAGUCGUCACUUGGCGUGAUUACAUUUUUGCUUUACCUGAAGCAUUGCAUUGUAACAUUUAGUCUUCCAAGUACGAGCCCAGAUCAAGGUUUGAGGCUUGUAUAUUGACUUCACUUUCUGUUUAUCCUAAUAUAUUUGAAACGGAAUAACUUUGCUGCCCGUGUCGCUGUAAAUAGGAAAGAAAAUUGUACACUGGUUUGCUCUAUUUUUUUUCUCUUAUUUGUUUAGAUAUGAACUGCAGAAUAGCUCGUUGUAGCAGUAAUUUAAACUGGUGGCUCUUUUGGUACCCCAAUACAGUGGACGGACGAGACGACUUAGCCGCUGACAUUAUUGAGUAAUCAUUCCUUUCUAACCCAUUAUUCCUUGUGAGGAAUGCACACUGGACAUUUUCCCCUUUAAUUUGACAUCUUGCACUUUGGAUUUGGAGCCUGCUGCCGUUUUGUCCAAUUAUUUCAUGUACUAAACACUGUCCUCCUUCAA